This is a messenger RNA of Cicer arietinum (chickpea), 1218 nucleotides long. Its product is annotated as ras-related protein RABB1c. NCBI's taxonomy places the organism in Eukaryota, Viridiplantae, Streptophyta, Magnoliopsida, Fabales, Fabaceae. The record is from RefSeq and is a predicted model, not a curated record. Gene Ontology annotation, molecular function: GTP binding; GTPase activity.
AUCAAAGUGCAUGCGUGAAUGAAAUGCGCAGUAACUGAAUCCCUUAAAAUAAUGGAUUAUACGUAUUUGCAACCCUAGGCCAUAGAUUCAAAAUUUACACAAAUUGAUCGGUUUCGUAGAGAAGAAGAAAGUUGUGAGGGAGAAGCAAGGAAUAGUGACGGAAUUCGAGAUUCAGAAGAAAACUUAUUGCUUCGCUGGAAAACUCUAUAAUAAUUAUUUUUGGUUUUGCUGUCUCAGAUUUUUUAAUUCUAAUAAAUUUUUCUUUUCUCUUCUUUUUCCUUCUUUCCUUUUUCCUUCCAUUUUAUUUUUCUCCUCUUCUUCAUCCUCAUCGUUCUCUCUCGUGAGCAAAAACAAUGUCUUACGCGUACCUCUUCAAAUACAUCAUCAUCGGUGACACUGGAGUUGGAAAGUCGUGUCUUCUACUACAGUUCACUGACAAGCGCUUUCAACCCGUCCAUGACUUGACCAUUGGUGUUGAAUUUGGUGCAAGGAUGAUCACUAUUGAUAAUAAGCCAAUCAAGUUGCAAAUAUGGGAUACGGCGGGUCAAGAAUCCUUCAGAUCUAUUACAAGGUCGUAUUACAGAGGGGCUGCAGGUGCACUGCUUGUUUAUGAUAUAACCAGGAGGGAGACAUUUAAUCACUUGGCUAGCUGGUUGGAAGAUGCAAGGCAGCAUGCAAAUGCAAAUAUGACAAUUAUGCUGAUUGGCAACAAAUGUGAUCUUGCUCAUAGGCGGGCUGUAAGCACCGAGGAAGGUGAGCAGUUUGCAAAGGAGCAUGGGUUGAUCUUCAUGGAGGCCUCAGCAAAAACUGCUCAGAACGUUGAAGAGGCAUUCAUAAAAACAGCUGCAACCAUAUACAAAAAGAUUCAAGAUGGACUUUUUGAUGUAUCAAAUGAGUCUUAUGGAAUAAAAGUAGGAUAUGGUGGAAUUCCUGGACCAUCUGGAGGUAGGGAUGGCCCUUCUGCUGCAGGCAGAGGCUGCUGCAAUUGAAGUGAAACAUAUCACAACUUGUUUGCUUCAAUGUAGUUCUUAUGUAUUCUUUUCUUUUUAUUUUGGGUUUGGAUAUAUAAAAGUAUAUACGUUCUACGUGCCCUGCUGAUAAAAUCAGAUAAUUGUAUAAUGCUUUCUUUUUAAUCUUGACUUUGUUUCUUUGACUUAAACAGAAUAUUUGUUUAUAUUUGUGUGCAUAAUUAAUUGAUCUGUUGUUUCAUUCUUGUUA